UAUAUGACUGUUCUAGUUAUAAAAAGUGAAAUUUGCUAAAUACUUGUUUUAAUUUGUGUCCUGGAAUUUAUGUAAUAAAUAACUUUCAUAUCAUUUGAAAAAGUAUGUUAAUCAAAUACCUACGGAAUCAUAUAUCAUAAACUGUAAUUAGUGACUCAAACGAGUGAAAUUUACAAUAUUAAUAUUAAUAUCAAUCGAAUAAUCUACAAUAGCUCAUACACAAUCCUUUGUUCAAGCGUUUAAAUAGCUUAUCAUUAACACAGAAUUUCAAUAACUUCUUAAAGAGCAAAGUUCGACAACAACCACAUCGAAAUAAGCAGAUAUGGCAACGCGCAAGAAGUCUUUGCUGAAAGUGAUCAUACUAGGAGAUAGUAGCGUUGGAAAGACCUCACUCAUGAAUCAAUAUAUAAAUAAACGAUUCUCAAAUCAAUACAAGGCAACGAUCGGAGCAGAUUUCUGUACAAAAGAAGUCAUUGCUGACGACCGAGUAGUCACAAUGCAAAUUUGGGAUACUGCUGGACAAGAACGCUUUCAAUCUCUGGGUGUGGCCUUCUAUCGUGGCGCUGAUUGUUGUGUUCUUGUAUACGACGUCACUUCACCAAACUCAUUCAAAAAUCUGGAUUCAUGGCGUGAUGAGUUUUUGAUACAGGCCAGUCCAAGAGAUCCGGAUCACUUUCCUUUCGUGGUGCUCGGAAAUAAAGUUGACAUGGAUAAUCGGCAGGUAUCUACUCGACGAGCUCAACAGUGGUGUCAAUCUAAAAAUGAUAUGCCAUACUUUGAAACUUCAGCGAAAGACGGCACUAAUGUAGAAUUGGCAUUCCAAACUAUUGCCAGAAAUGCGCUUGCUCAAGAAGCCGAGGUUGAACUGUACAAUGAAUUUCCUGAUCAAAUCCGCCUUAACACAGAUCGUAACAAUCGCAAUGGAAACUCUGAUAACUGUCAGUGCUAAUAUAACUAUGCUGAAUUUAGCAGAAUAAUGGAUUGUAUUGAAAUGAGCGUAAAAAAAUACAUAUACAUAGAUAUGAAUAUUCAUAACGCGUUCGCGGCUAUAAAGAAUUCAUCAGAAAAUAGACGUAAACAAAGAUGCAAUUGGUAUAAUAUUAAAAGAACGAAAAUAUUAAAAAAGUAAAUAUAUUUGCAUAAAACUGCAACUAAACAUAAUUUAAAUAUACAUUAAAAUAUGAAUAUUAUUACUAUAAUACUACACACAAUUAUACAUAUAUGAAAAAGAUUACGAUCUAUAAUUCAAAGGGGUUAUACAUUAAGUAAAACAAUUUUCAAGAGAAAUAAAUUAAAAUCGAAAAAACUCACACCGUACUAAGAGAAAAACCAUUUUUUCAGCUACAAGUUCCGCCAAAUAAAAGUGAAGUUAACUUGAACUAUUUGUAUGGAUUACAUUACACUCAAUCGUUCUAAAGUUCUAAAUUGCAAUAUAUGUGCAACUUAUUUUUAUAAUAAAGUUACGUAUUUAGAUAAAUUAAUUUUUUUGUUACCGCCACAUAGUAAAAAAAACAUUGACUUCCAAAAAUACUAAGUGUAAGCCAUUUUUCAACACAUUCAAUGUGUACGUUUUAUUGAGUAUUAUAGUGACUUGGUUAAUGAAAUCGAAUAUUUAGUUUUCUUUAUAAAAUAUAGUACACUUUUUAUUAAAGAAAAUUAUCUAAACAUUUA
Messenger RNA from Bactrocera dorsalis (oriental fruit fly), 1671 nucleotides. It is a transcript of the gene Rab7, whose product is annotated as ras-related protein Rab-7a. The record is from RefSeq and is a predicted model, not a curated record. The coding region runs from base 323 to 949 and encodes 208 amino acids. Gene Ontology annotation, cellular component: lysosome; phagocytic vesicle; late endosome. Gene Ontology annotation, molecular function: GTPase activity; GTP binding. The transcript has 5 exons. Gene Ontology annotation, biological process: phagosome-lysosome fusion; endosome to lysosome transport. NCBI's taxonomy places the organism in Eukaryota, Metazoa, Arthropoda, Insecta, Diptera, Tephritidae.